Molecule: messenger RNA, 12565 nt
Organism: Nicrophorus vespilloides
Lineage: Eukaryota; Metazoa; Arthropoda; Insecta; Coleoptera; Silphidae
Gene: kst
Product: spectrin alpha chain, non-erythrocytic 1
Exons: 10
Coding region: 514-12360 (3948 amino acids)
Biological process (GO): actin cytoskeleton organization
Cellular component (GO): plasma membrane; cell projection; cortical actin cytoskeleton
Molecular function (GO): actin filament binding; phospholipid binding
Source: RefSeq, a predicted model, not a curated record
GAAAAUAAUUACGAAAAGAAAAAUUGUAUGCCGUUGUGUGUGUACUCAGGUAUGCAGUGGUUGUUUUAAAAGGUGAACGAAAGGGUGUUUAGAGUAAUAGAUUUUGGUAUUUGCAGUGGGGGAGGUUACGGUCUUCGCUCAAGACAUCCAAGUCUGCUGGCGACUUCAGCUCGUGCGGUGGCCAGUUAGCGAGAGACCACCUGUUGGAGAGCAGCGUUCUGUUUGCUUUUCCCCUUGUCCAGUCGGCGACGCGUUCUCAGUUUCAAAUUUUGUUUAGUUUUUUGGAGUGGACGAGAGGGCUGACUUUGCGGAAAGCGAAUCUCACUUAUUUUCUUUUUGGUAUAUGUGAAACUCGGUGGACCGCAAAAGUGAGGAAAAGUGCGAGGGCAGAGCCCAGCACAGCAAAAUUGUGUCGUUUUGGAUUAUCUGGAAACUGCACAAAAUUCGGUGAAAGUCGGUGGUCAAGUACAUUAUGAUCAGAGUCGGAGGUCGGAUAUUCAGUACCGAACUAACAUGACGCAGCGGGAUGAGGUGCAAAAAUUCGAGCACGGCCGCAUCAAGGUCCUGCAGGAGGAACGUUUGCAUAUACAGAAAAAGACGUUUACGAAAUGGAUGAAUUCGUUCCUGCAGAAGGUGAGGAUGGAGGUGGAGGACCUCUUCGUCGACCUCGCCGAUGGCCGGAAGCUUCUGAAGCUGCUGGAGAUCAUCUCCGGCGAGAAGCUGGCCAAACCGAAUAACGGCAAGAUGCGCGUGCACAAGAUCGAGAACGUGAACAAGAGUUUAGCGUUCUUGCACACGAAAGUCCGUCUGGAGAGUAUAGGAGCCGAGGAUAUAGUCGACGGAAAUCCCCGGUUGAUUCUCGGUCUGAUAUGGACCAUCAUCUUACGUUUCCAAAUUCAGGAAAUUGAAAUCGAUGUUGAUGAGGAGAACGAGAGUUCCGAAAAGAAAUCUGCCAAAGAUGCGUUACUGCUGUGGGCGCAAAGGAAGACGCACGGUUAUCCGGGCGUCCAGAUAAACGAUUUUACGGGAUCCUGGAGGAGCGGUCUGGGCUUCAACGCUCUGAUUCACGCCCACAGACCUGACCUCUUCGAUUUCAACCAGUUGCAACCUUUGAGGCAUAUCGAUAACCUGAACCAUGCUUUCGACGUGGCCAACAACGAACUGGGCAUCCCCAGUCUUUUGGAUGCUGAAGAUAUUGACAUGAACAGACCGGACGAAAAGAGUAUCAUGACUUACGUGGCUUCUUACUAUCACACUUUUGCGCGGAUGAAGAACGAGGCCAAGAGCGGAAGGAGAAUCGAAAAGAUUAUCGGCCAGAUGAUGCAGGCCGACAAGAUGAAGACCAGAUACGAUAAACUCACAACGGAUUUGUUGGAGUGGAUUCAGAAGACGGUGGUGGCGUUGGAGGAACGCCCGUUCCCCAACUCGCUGGAAGGUAUCCAACAACUCUUGAUUAACUUUGGUAUGUACAGGACGUUGGAAAAACCACCAAAGUACAUCGAGCGCAGCGAAAUUGAAGCUUUGUUCUUCAAUAUCAACACGCAGAUGAAGGAGCUACGACAGCCGAUCUUCACACCCGCCGAUGGUAAAUUACUGCAAGACAUCGAGCGGGCUUGGGACCAAUUGGAAAAGGCUGAGCAUAGACGUGAAGUUGACCUAAGGGCGGAACUUAGACGACAAGAGAAACUGGAGUUGAUCAAUUACAAAUUCGAAAAGAAGAGCAUCUUGCGUGAAAAUUACCUGAAAGAAAUGAUUCAAGUACUGUCAGAUCCUAGGUACGGUUCCAACUUGACGCAGGUGGAUGCAACAGUGAAAAAGCACGAAGCCAUCUCCGCAGAUAUCUUGGCACGCGAAGAGCGCGUCUUAAACUUAACCCAGAUGUGUCAAGAAUUGGUGAAAGAGAAGUAUAGGAAUUCCGAGCGGGUAAUAGCCAGAGAGGAAGAAGUUUUGACGAAAUGGAAGGAACUGUUGGCUCUUCUUAAUAAACAUAAGUUCAAUUUGAACCGAAUUGGUAACGUUAUGUCGUUAUUACGUGAAAUCGACACGGCACUCGCGAAUGUCAAUCAAUUGAAGAUGGAUGUAUCCUCAGUUGAUACCGGAGUACAUUUGCUGGCCGUAGAAGAGCUUCUACAAAAACACGCUCUUCAAGAACUGCAGAUUACUUCACUGGGUGAAACGGAGCGCAGACUGAAGAGGUCCGUCGAGCAGAUCAUUGCUCAAAAUCCCAAAGAGCAGGACAUCAUCAAAACAAAAUUCGAUGAGCUCGCCAAUUCAUUUAAGGAAUUACAAAAUAUGAGCAAGAAUCGUAGAGCUCUGCUCGAAGAGGCCCGCAACUUCUAUCAGUUCUUACAAGAUCAAGAAGACGAGGAAGCUUGGUUGAUUGAGAAGCAGAGAAUUUGCCAAGCGCCAAUCACCGCCAAAGACUUGAGAGGUAUUUUAAGUCUUCAGCAGAAACAUAAAUUGCUUUUGGACGAAAUCAAAACACGCAAGAAUAAGUUCGAUCAACUGGGACACACUGGUCGUUUGUUGAUCAAUGAGAAACAUCCGAGGGCCAAGGAAAUUCAACAUUGCAUAGACACCAAUCAGCAGGAAUGGUCGACUUUGGAGAAGUUGGCCAACGAACGAACUAAACGUCUUCAAGACGCCGCGGAAACGUAUCAAUUUUACGCGGACGCCAAUGAGGCUGACUCCUUUUUACACGAGAAGAAGUACAUUUUAGAAUCGCAAGACUACGGAUCCGAUGAGCCGAGCGCACAGGCGCUCCUCCAACGUCAUCGCGAUUUGCAAGGAGAGUUGAAUGCGUACAAUGGAGAUAUUCAGAGUCUGAACAACCAAGCGGAAAGAUUAAUUUCAGCUGGCAUUUCGAACUUGGAGGAGGAAAUACCGACGGAAGAAUUGUUCGAGAACAAAAUGAUACCGAUUGAAGUGUACGAAGAUGAACCGGUGGAGAAAAUCGAGUACCGCACCGUCUACGAGGAGCAAAAGGUUAGGCAAGUCAAGGCUCGAUACCCGUACCAUGACGAUAGGAUGUCGAUGGCCAAAGGUGAAGUUAUGUUUCUGUUGAGCGAAAACAAUCCGGAUUGGUGGUGCGUACGGAAAGCUGAUGGUACCGACGGUUUCGCUCCGGCGAAUUAUCUUGAAGAGAUUCAACCGCGUAUCAUCCAGAAGAAAGUGAACAAACCGGAGAAGGUACGCACGAUUGAGAAGGUCAAGAAGACGAAAAUGGUGAUGCAAAAGGUUCCGGUGAGCGGUAACAAAGGUCAAAGGGUCACGAAGAAGACCGACGACUCGAACAGUGUACCCAAGAGGAGGAAGAAUAUUAACGAUACCUACGAUGAGUGCCAGGAGAUGUCCGCAAAGAGACACGCGCUCCUGGAAGACGCCAUCAGAUUGUACAGGUUCUACAGAGAGUGCGACGAUUUUGAAAAAUGGAUUAAAGACAAGGAGAAAAUGUUGGCAUCUGACGACCCCAAUCAAAAAGUCGAGCAAGCCAUUAACAAACAUAAGAAAUUCGUUACUGAUUUAUCGGCGAGUAAGAAACGAUUGGAGGGCAUUGAUGCCGAAGUUAAAGAGUUUGAGAAGCAGAACCAUUCGCAGAUCGACAAGGUGAGGGCGAGGCAUCGCCAAAUCACCGCCGCUUGGGACAGACUCAGGAAGUUGGGUAUCCAGAAGGAGAAGAGUUUGGAGGGCGCAAGCAUCGUUGAAAUUUUCCUCAGCACAUGCGGCGAGGCGAAGGAUCGCAUGCACGAUAAAUUAAAUAAUUUAGAUGAAGCCGUUCUGGCGCACGAUCUGAAAACGGUGCAGGCGUUGCAAAGAAGACACGAACAACUCGAACGUGAGAUCACGCCGAUCGAGAAGACCGUAAACGAAAUCGCCGAUUUGGCGAAUUCAGUGAUAUCUUCGAAUCCUCACGAACGCGCAAACGUCUCCAAAACAGAGGAUGAGAUCAAAGAUCUCUGGAUGCAGGUCAAAGAUAAGGCGCAGAAGAGAAGGGCCGGUUUGGAGAAUGCCGUCGGACACCAGAUUUUUUCGAAUGGUGCAAACACGCUCUUAGCUUGGGUUGCCGAUGUUAAAAACCAAUUAAACGCGGAUAAUACAGUGCGAGAUGUCCAAACAGCCGAAAAUCUGCUGAAGAAUCAUCAAGAUCUGAAACAUGACAUCGAUGCUCAUAGAGAUGAAUUUACGCAGGUCGGCGAUUUGGGUAAAAAACUAUUGAAAUCCAACUCGAAAUUGACCGAUAUUCCUGAAAAAUUGACCAGACUCGCCGAAGAGCAGGCCGCGUUGGACCGUGGCUGGAAGGAAAAACAGGAUUGGCUUCAGCAAUGCCUGCAGCUUCAGAAGUUUAACAAAGAAGCGGAUAAAAUAGACGCAGCGACAUCCAGUCAUCAAGCAUUCCUCGAGUAUUCCGAGUUGGGUAAUUCGUUGGAUGAAGUUGAGGCGCUAUUGAAGCAGCACAGAGAAUUCGCAAAUACUCUUGUCGCUCAAGACACCGCUUUGAAUACAUUCGAUAAGCAGGCGGAUAACUUGAUCAAAGCCAAUCAUUACGACAGCCAAGGUAUCGAUGAUAGACGUAAACAGGUUCUGCAGAAAAGACAGGCCGUGAAGGACUUGUCUCAGGCGCGUUCUCAUGCGUUAGAAGCAUCGAAGAAUUACCAAGAGUUUUGCGCUCAAGUGGACGAUUUGCGUGCUUGGCUGGCCGAGAAAAAGAAGACAGCGUCCGACGAGAGUUACAGGGAUUUGAGCAAUCUCGAGAGGAAAUUGCAGAAGCACGAGGCGUUCGAGAGGGAAUUAAGAGCGAACGAAGGGCAGCUCAGAACCGUGAAUAAAUUGGGACAAUCGUUGAUCGCGCAAAACAGCUACAGAAAGGAUGACGUUGCGAAAACGUUGAAAGACUUGAACGACGAAUGGCAGAGCCUCGUCGGAACGUCCUUAGACAAAGGACGCAGAUUGCGGCAGGCGGAAACGCAGCACACGUACAAUACAGCCGUCGACAGCAUCAAUAAUAAAUUAGGUGAGAUUGAGAAGAAAUUGAAUUCGCCAGAUGUCGGCAAUGAUUUGAGGUCUUGCAAAGAACUGCUUAAGAAGCAUGAAAUGCUGGAGAACGAGUUGGCGCAGUGCUCGAGCCGCGUUGAUGAAUUAGCUAAUCAAAGCAACGAGAUGACCGACGAUGACCAUUUCGAUUCAGCAGCUGUUAAAGAGGAAGCAGCUGUUAGCAAGGAUAGAUUGAAAGACCUCGCUACUCCGGCUAAAAAACGGCGCGACGCGCUCGAAGAAUCGCUGUGCUUCCACAAAUUCAGAUUCGACUUGGACAAUGAGUUGCAAUGGAUCAAGGAGCAUAUGCCGCAAGCAUCUUCAGAGAAUUUAGGCCAGAAUUUGCAUCAAACCCAGAACAUGUACAAGAAGCACAAGAAUUUGGAAGAUGAGAUUUUGGGACAUCAACCUGUCAUCGACAAGACUUUGGAGAAUGGACAGGGAUUGAUCGCGCAAAAACAUCCGGAAGCGAGGACCGUCCAAGAACUAUGUCAAUCACUUACUGACGCUUGGAAUGAUCUGCAAAGCAAGGCUGCAGAACGAGCGCAGAAACUGGAGCUCUCUCUGAAGGCUCAACAAUAUUUCUUCGAUGCCAGCGAAGUUGAAUCUUGGCUGAAUGAGAGGAAAGACGUAUUAGCAAGCACCGAUUACGGCAGAGAUAGAGACGCAGCCACGAAACUGUUAACCAAACAUAAAGCUUUGGAAUUGGAGCUGGACACAUACAGCAGCAUCAUUGCGGAAAUGGGACGAGGCGCUCAAGCCCAUGUUCAAUCCGGACAUCCGGAGUCGAAAGCUAUAAGCGAGAGGCAAGCCGGAUUAGAGCACCUCGUGAGAUCGUUGCAGAGACGUGCCGCUGUUAGGCAACAGUGCUUGAUGGAAUCUUUGUUCAGGCACGAGUAUUUCUUGGAAUCCGAAGAUUUAGAGAGGUGGAUCGCCGAGCAGCAUCAACACGCUGCUUCCGAAGAUUACGGCCAGGAUUACGAGCAUCUGCAGCUUUUGCAAGCGAAGUUCGACGAUUUCAAGCAUCGCAUUGAAGCUGGUUCGGAGCGUUUCAAGCAGUGCGAAGAUCUGGCACAGAAAUUAAUCACAAACAAGAAUCCCUACAUUGGUGAGAUCGGCAGAAAGCAACAAUUAUUAGAGGAUGAAACAGUUUCUGAUGAUGUAGAGGCCGUUACAUCUAGGCAUGAAGAUAUACGGACAAAAUGGGCUAAUUUACGAGAUCAAAUAGAAAACCGUGAGCGCAGAUUACAUGCGGCUGGAGAGAUCCACCGUUUCCAUCGCGACGUCAGUGACGCUUUAUCCAGGAUUCAAGAGAAAAAUGCCUCGUUGGGUACGGAUCUUGGACGCGAUUUGAAUUCCGCUUUGUCUCUACUGCGAAAACAAGAGGCUUUCGAGAAUGAACUGGUCGUGUUGGAGGCCCAACUUCAAGUUCUCAUUGACGAUGCUCCACGCUUGAUGUCAACUUAUCCAAAGAACAAGAAGCAAAUCCAAGAUCAACAGGAUUUGAUUGUUUCAGCUUGGCAGGGAUUGAGAGAACGCACCGAAAUGAGGAAAGAUCAACUACAAGCGAGCGUCGACUUGCAAAAGUUCUUGACUCAAGUUCGCAAUCUGACAAAUUGGUCUACGGAAGUUCGAGCUGCUAUGGAUGCUGACGAUAAUCUUCGUAGCAUGGCUCGUGCUCAAGCUCUUAAAGAUGAACACGAUGCUCUUAAAGUUGAGAUCGAAGCGAGGGAGGAACUAUUCCAGGCUGUAGCUGAUAUGAGUACAGCUAUGGAGAAAACCGGUCAUUAUGCCGCAAAUGAAGUCGUAGAGAAAUGCGCAGCACUAUUCGAAGAGCGCGAAAGGCUUCAUCAAGCGUGGCACUUGAAGAAGAUCAAAUUGGAUCAGCUGAUGGACUUGCAUUUGUUUAUGCGCGAAGCUAAGCAAUUGGAGAACAUCUCGAACGCUCAGGAAGCUGCCUUGGGUAAUCUGGAUUUCGGUGAGAGCAUCGAGGAGGUUGCUCGUCAAGUGAAGAAACACGAGGAAUUCGAGAAGUUGCUCAAUGCGCAAGAUGAAAAAUUCGACUCGCUUUUGGUAACGGGCGAUAAAUUAUUGAUGCAGAAACAUUUUGAGAGCGGACAAAUUGCGGUGAGAUUGGCGGAAAUUCAGGCGAAACGCCUCAAAGUCCGUCAAAUGUGUUUGGAUAAGAAGAAGCAGUUGCAUCACGCUCUGCUUUACGCUGAAUUCGUGAGAGACGUUGCGGAUGCAAGGAAUUGGAUAAGCGAAAAGGAGAAGGUUCAAGCGGAAAUAAAAACCGGAGAGGUCAGCAACUUGGAAGAUAAGAUCAAGAAGUUGCAAAAACAUCAAGCUUUCCAAGCGGAAGUUGCCGCUAACUUGGGACGCAUGGAGGAGAUUCGACUGAAGGGAGAAACUCUGAUCAAACAAAAACACAAGGCUUCUUCCCAUGUUGCCAAGCAAUUGUACGAUUUAGACGAAGCUUGGAAUCGCCUCUUAGAGGAGGUCGAAUCUUGUGGCAAAGGCCUGGAAGAAGCGCAGGAUAUCUUGGAGUUUAACAAUCAAUUGGAUAAGAUCGAUGCUUGGAUCAGAGACAAAGAAGUUAUGGUGCAAGCGGCUGAUACUGGACGUGACUAUGAGCACUGCCAAGCUCUGCAAAGAAAAUUGGAUGAUGUUGACAGUGACAUGAGGGUGGACGAUACUCGCAUCAGGAUUAUCAAUGCCUUGGCAGAUAAAUUGAUAAAGCAAGAUCACCAAGGUGUGCAAGAGCGCAAGAACGAUUUCAUUCGCAAAUGGCAGAACUUGCAGGGCGCCCUCACCGAUUACAGGAACAAACUGAGCGGUGCUUCAGAAGUUCACCUCUUCAACCGUGAUGUUGCAGAUACGAACCAUAGAAUUGCCGAGAAAGUUGCUGCCAUGCAAGACCAAGACGUCGGCAAAGAUUUACCAGGAGUUGAAGUGUUGCAACGUAAACAAGAAGCAGCCGAAGUUGAGAUGACCGCAGUAGAAAAGAAACUGAAGGAUCACGAACGCGAUUCCUACAAGCUAUCGCAAAAGUAUCCUCACAACGCUGUGCAUAUUACGAACCAAAUGGAGAACCUCCAAAAGCAAUGGAAUACUUUAUUGGACGCGAAAGACAAUAGGCGUAGAGCGUUGGACGGUGCAUACACCAAGCAGAAAUUCUUAGCCGAUACCAAAGACCUGGAAGUUUGGUGUUCCGAAAUGAUUAAGCGCAUGGAAUCCAGGCACAAACCGACGAACGUUCUUGAAGCUGUAGCUCAACUAGAGCUUCACGAUGAGCUUAAAGUUGAAAUUGACGGCAGAGCCGAAGAAUUCAAGAAACUGAUUAACUUUGGAAAAGAAAUGGGAAACAGCGAUAACCAAAUAAACGAAGUUGUCGAAAAAUUGGAACAACUCCAGAAGAAUUUACUGAAAACGUGGACAAUGCAUAAGCAAGAUUUAACCCAUGAAUAUCAACUGCAAGGAUUCAAGGGGCAUGCAGAUCAGCUUGACAGUUGGUUAGCUUCCAAGGAGGCUUUCCUUAACAACGAUGACGUUGGUGAGAACAUUCGCACCGUCGAAGCCCUUAUUCGAAAACAUCAAGAUUUCGAAAUUAUGUUACCACAACAAUUAGUGCGCAUCACAGAUUUGCAAGAUGUAGCAACUGCUCUGUACGAGGACACUAGAUACGAUAAUAACGAAGUUAGAAGUCGUAUGUCUGCAAUUAUAAGUCGCAAAGAUAACUUGAUUCGUUUAUCGAAUUCACGAAGAAAAACUUUGGAAGAAUCCAAGGCUCUGAAUGAAUUUGUUCGCAAUUUCCAUGAUGUGAACAGUUGGUUGGCAGAGAAAAUCCAAGUAGCCAGCGAUGAAAAUUACAGGGAGCCAACGAAUUUACAGUCAAAGAUUCAAAGACACAUUGCUUUCGAAGCGGAAAUUGUGGCUAAUAGAUCGAGGAUCAAGAAAGUACUCAACGAUGGACAAGAAUUGAUCGACGAUGGUCAUUUCGCUGCUGAAGAAAUUGCUAAUCGCCUGGAAGGAUUUGAAGCUGAUGCGAAGCUAUUGCAGGACUUGUCUCAAGUGAAGAAAGAUUGCUUAGACGAUGCGUAUCAGGCAUUGCUGUUUAAUCGUUCUUUGGAUGAAUUUGAAGUAUGGUUGAGUCAAAUUGAGCAACAAUUGCUGUCAUCCGAUCACGGAAAAGACUUAGCGACGGUUAAUAAUUUGUUGAAGAAGCAUUCCAGUUUGGAGAAAGAAGUGCAACAGCACAGCAAGAACUGUGAAACUAUUAACGAAACGGCAGAAGAUUUUGCUAAACGCGGUCAUUUCAUGGCUGACGAACUUGAAGAUCGUGCCCAGAAAGCGAUCACAAGAUACCAUCAAUUGCAGGAUCCCAUGCAAACCAGAAGAGAUCUACUGGAAUCAUCCAGUAUGUUGCAUCAAUUUACCAGAGAUGUUGACGACGAGUUGCAAUGGCUUAACGAUAGGCUGACUAUGGCCUCUUCAACGGAUUUGGGUAAUACACUUACGGCCGUGCAAAGUUUGCAGAAGAAACAUUUGGCUUUAGAAGCGGAAUUGGUUUCUAGAGAACCAAUUGUAGCCGGUUUGGUUUCUCGCGCCGCUCAUUUAUCAGCGUCCGGUCACAACGCUGCUCCGGUGAUUAACGACAAAGCAGCUGAAGUGAAGAGCACAUUGACGAAGCUUCGUGACAUGGCCAGCAUAAGGAAACUGCGUCUACAAGAUGCAUUGGAAGCGCAAACUUUCUAUGCUGAAGCAACCGAAGCUGAAGCCUGGAUUGGUGACAAAAAACCAUUGUUGGAAUCUGGAGAAAUAGGUAGAGACGAGGAUUCUACACAGUCAUUACAAAGGAAGUUGGAAGGAAUCAAUUGCGAAAUUGAGGCUUUCAGAAUUACAAUUACUAGACUUAGUAAAAUGUCGCAAGAACUUGUCGACAGGCAGCAUUAUGAUUCCGUCAAUAUAUCAAGAAGGAGAGCGGAAGUUGAUGCCAAAUUCAAAGAGCUGGAGAACUUGUUACGCGAACGCGAGACUUGUUUAGCCGAAGCUCUACUGUUCUUCGGAUUCACCAGGGAAUGCAACGAGGUGCAAGAAUGGAUGUCCGAUCAGCAGACUAAAGCUGCUUCAGAAGAUUACGGUACGGAUGUAGAACACGUUGAACUUUUGACGCAAGCCUUUGAGACUUUCCUGAUCAGUUUGAUGAACAGCAAAUUGCGUGUACAGGCGUGCAUCGAUAAUGGAAAUAAACUGAGUAUGGCAAGGAGCAGGCAUAUUGGAAAAGUGGAGCAAAAAGUUGACGAAAUAAAGAUGCUCUGGGAAGAUUUGAUGGAGUUGGCGCAGGCCAGGAAAGAAGCCUUGGCAGGUGCUAAGACCGUUCACAUGUUCGACAGGACGGCCGAUGAAACUACAACUUGGAUCGAAGAGAAGGAGAACAUCUUGAAUUUGGACAAUUACGGACACGACUUGGAGAGCAUUCAAGCUCUUGUCAGAAAACACGAUGCUUUUGAAACUGAACUGUUGGCUGUUAAGGAACAGGUGGACUACGUGAACCAAGAGGCGAAGAAGUUGAUCGACAUGUAUCCAGAUGCUGAAGAACACAUCAGAGUUAAACAAGAAGAUACACUGGCGGCGUGGAACGACUUGGAAAUCCAAGCUGAGCAAAGAAAAGAAAAAUUGUCGCAAGCCGAACAUCUGCAAUCUUAUUACGAUCAACAUCAAGAUCUUUUAGCCUGGAUUAACGAGAUGCUGGCAAAGAUCACAGCACCGGAUCUGCCACAAGAGGCGACCGGAGCUGAAUUGCUGAGGGAACGCCACAAGGAACACAAAGUGGAAAUUGACGCCAAGUCGGAAUCUUUCAAUCAUUUCUUCAACACCGGAAACGAGUUGAUUCGUAAUGGACACUUCUUGUCGCACGAGAUUCAAGGAAAGUUAGACCUUCUGGAGCAACGCUUGGAGUUGUUGCAUCGCAUUUGGUACACGCGCAGCAUUAUUUACGAGCAGAAUUUGGACGUGCAGCUCUUUAAGCACGAUGCGAACACAUUAGAAAACUGGAUGAUAGUUCGCGAAGCCACGCUUCGUGAUCCUAAAGUUGGAGAUUCCAUCAUUCAAGUUGAAGAUAUGAUCAGGAAACACGAAGACUUCGAGAACACAAUCCGUGCCCAGGAGGAGAAGUUCGCUGCUCUUAAACGUAUGACGUUGCUGGAGGAAGCCUUUACCGUACAAAAACAAGCUGAACUCGAAGCCAGGAAGGCCGAGAGGGAAAGGCAAGAACAAGAGCGAUUGGCGCAGAGGAAGAAGCAGGAGAUGCAGCGUUUCACUGAAAUGAGACGCGCUGAAGAAAUUAAACGUGGACCGGAAAUUAACGGGAACUACGAGAAGAAGAAACCGGACGUGGCGCCGCCUCCGCCGCCAACCACCAAUUUGACUAAAUCUAAUUCUGCUGCUCAAAUGUUUGGCGAUAGAAUUAGGAGGGGAAGCGAUCACAGCGUGAAACGCGCGGAGAGCAUGAAAGUGACCGCACCACCAAAACUACCCAAGAGGACUCCUUCGUUCACCACCAGAAGAAGAAAUUCCUUCAAAGAUAAGAGCCCCGGACACGAUUUUGAACUUCCGCCUGUUGAGAUCCAGACCUUCUUGGAUCGCAAGCAAGUCCUGACGGCCGCCGGUAAACGGGCGCAGAUCAGGACGUGGAAGAAUCUGUACACGGUUCUCUGCGGACAGCUGCUGUGCUUCUUCAAGAACGUGGAGGACUUCUCCGCGAGUAAAGCAAUGUAUCCGCCUUUGGGAAUCCACAAUGCCCUGUGCACCGUCGCCGAUGACUACAAUAAACGGAAGCACACGUUCCGCUUGGUGAUGCCCGAUCAAUCCGAAUAUUUGUUCUCCUGCCUCAGCGAUCAAGACAUGCUCGACUGGGUGAGGAAGAUUUCGUUCAGAGCCAAAUUACCACCGAGCCAACAGCUCGUACACUUCGAAGUGCAAAAGCAAGAUUACCACGAUAACGAAUUAAGCUCGCAGAGCAGCCGAACCUCCAGCCCAGACGUCAUAGAUCCGGUGGUAAUGCGCGAUCCUACUACCAUUUCUUCUAAUGGAAACUCGGUCAGGCACACCAUUGCCGGUGACCAUCCGCCGCCCCCGUUGCCAGUCAGUCAACCGCCAAAUAACGGCCCCAGGCGUCAUAACACUUUAGAUAAUUCCCAAGACAACCACGGCUACGAUGAAUGGAGUAACACCCGAGGAUCCAGGAAUAGCAUGGCCGCAGGCGAACGAAAGUCUUCGCGACUUAUGGACCUGUUCCGGAAGAAACGUCAACCUUCCACGCAAUUCUAAUUAUUGUUUUAGUCUUAACGCUACUCUGAUUUAAGUAAUCCACCUGUUACAUUAUUAUUCUUUCUUUUCGUUUCUUUCGAUUAUAUCUGUACACGUCUUACAUUUAUUAACUUAAGAAGAGGAGCUGAAGGAUUCAGGUGAAAAUUAAGAAAUAACACACACAUACACAUUUGAUUAUUAUUAAUAUUUUUCAAUGAAGCGUACC